Molecule: messenger RNA, 429 nt
Organism: Trichoderma harzianum CBS 226.95
Lineage: Eukaryota; Fungi; Ascomycota; Sordariomycetes; Hypocreales; Hypocreaceae
Exons: 1
Coding region: 96-341 (81 amino acids)
Source: RefSeq, a predicted model, not a curated record
AUGGAUGGGAAAGAGCAAAAAGCAGAGACGGAGACAAAGACGUGAUGAUAUAUAAAAGAUCAAAGGCGGCAACCACAGAAGGGGGUGACUGAGAGAUGCGAGAGAGAGAUGAUAGAGCAAGUUGGAGGGAGAAGAGUCUUGAGCCGAGGAUGGAGCCCAAAAGACAAAAGGAGGACGGGAUCUGGAGGGUUGCAAGGAGACGAUGGAGAGGAAAGAGGAAGAAGAGAAAAAGAGGAACGAGGACGAGGAUGAGGAUGAGGAUGAGGGAUAGCAAAUGUAUUAAAACGAGGUAUCGCAGUCAGUCAGACACGAAAGGACGUGUGCAUGUGGCCCUUUUUUAGUCGAGCCAGUGACCUCUGCUUCUGACGUUUGGGGUGUACACGAGGCUGUAUACGUGCAAGCAAAGUACAGCGGUACAAGCACCAGCUG